This is a messenger RNA of Pseudovirgaria hyperparasitica, 1244 nucleotides long. RefSeq lists its product as uncharacterized. The transcript has a single exon. The record is from RefSeq and is a predicted model, not a curated record. Lineage: Eukaryota; Fungi; Ascomycota; Dothideomycetes; Acrospermales; Acrospermaceae. The coding region runs from base 370 to 1131 and encodes 253 amino acids.
CGUUUCUCAGAGACAGAUUAUCAUUGUCUUCGUCUUGGGAUCCUCAUCCUCGUCGGCCUCCUUGCUUGUCCCUAACUCCCACCACCUCGUCAUCUAGCUUCAUCCUCGUCGGCCCUGUCCCUGCAAGCACGUAGAGACGCUGCACGCGAGUGGACUUGUCAACGCAACUCGACUGCUACUUAUCAUCGCAGAUCGCCGUUUGUCGUCCUGGGUGUCGGAAUCUUGGAUCCAGAACAUCGUGUGUGUGUGUGUGUGCGCCGCGUGUGGUUGCGAACAGCCCGACGACUGACCGGGUUGGGCUUUGAUAGAUCGAUUAUACGGAACGAAGCACACAAUAACAACAACAACACCAACACACAUACAUACACAAUGCUUCAGCACUUCCCGUCGACGUACUCGGGGCAGCAACAUCACCCUCAUCCUCAUCAACAUCAUCACCACCGUCACCAUACACAGCAGCAUUCACAGCACCAGCAUUACUCGGAAGCAGCGCUGGCAUCCUCGUUGUAUGGGACAAGUCCAACGGGGUCAGUGCAGCAGAAUAAUAGCAGAGGAGGAGGAGGAGGAUUAGCGUUUCGGGGGGCCACCACCACUAAUCCCGCAGAGCUUCCCGGCGCGUCUCAUGCCCAUUCAGCGGCAGCUUUAGGCGCCCGCACUCACGGUCAAACCGCCCAAACCGCCCAAACUCUGCCUCACUCGCUGCCCCAUCAUCACCAGCAGCAGCAGCACCAACAGCACCAGCAGCAACAGCCCCCGCAGCAGCACCACCACCACUACGGGCAGCAACAGCAGCAACAGCAGCAGCACCACCACCACCACCUCAACACCACCGCCCUCCUCCCUCAUCAUCUUCAGCAUCCCGCCCCACCCUCCUCCCUCUCUCUCCCCUCUUCUUCCGCCCUCGUCCCCCACUUCAACUCUCAAUCCCACCAGCUCCUCCAUCUUCAUCACCAGCACCACCACAACAACAACCUCGACCACAGCCGCUCUCUCUCACAUGCUGUUGACACCAUGGCCGACGACCAGCAGCAGCAGCAGCAGUACUCUGAGCAGGAUCUUGCCAAUCUUCAGAAGCUCUCUGCUCAGUAUGAGCCUGAGAUCACGGUGCGUUCUGCUUCUUCCACGUCCUAACCCUUCAUCGCUACCAUGCCACCAUCGUCGUUGAAGCUGACUUUCUACCUUUGUAGGGGCCAAUGGUGAGCAAGAGACUGUCCACCACGUCCAUCACCUCCGAAUAUGCCAAU